This is a messenger RNA of Brachypodium distachyon (stiff brome), 6364 nucleotides long. Its product is annotated as transcription initiation factor TFIID subunit 1. Gene Ontology annotation, biological process: RNA polymerase II preinitiation complex assembly; transcription by RNA polymerase II. Gene Ontology annotation, cellular component: transcription factor TFIID complex. Gene Ontology annotation, molecular function: RNA polymerase II general transcription initiation factor activity; histone acetyltransferase activity; TBP-class protein binding. Lineage: Eukaryota; Viridiplantae; Streptophyta; Magnoliopsida; Poales; Poaceae. The transcript is spliced from 21 exons. The coding region runs from base 245 to 5740 and encodes 1831 amino acids. The record is from RefSeq and is a predicted model, not a curated record.
CGACCCCCUGCCGCUCUCGCCCCCUCGCUCCCCCCUCGCCGCCGCCCUUCUCCGCCGCCGCCUCCCGUCCAGAUCCGCCCCGCCGUCGCGGCAGACGAAGCAGGGAGGCCCCCUCCACCCUCUCCGCUCGCGGGAUUCCGUUCUCGCGCCCGGGGAAAUCCGGAGGGCGCGGGCCAGGACCGAGCUUCGCUAGGGUUCGCGCGCCGCGGGUGUGUGCUGUCGCGGGGCGGCGGAGGCAGCAGCCAUGAGCGAUGGGGAGCGCCGCGAUGACGAUGUUCCGACCACCAGCGCCGCAGAUGACGAUGACGAUGAGGAUUAUGAGGAGCCUGGUGGAGGGAACCACUUCCUGGGGUUUAUGUUUGGCAAUGUUGAUGAUUCUGGUGACCUAGAUGCUGACUAUCUUGAUGAGGAUGCGAAGGAACACCUUUUUGCACUGGCUGACAAGCUUGGUCCAUCUCUGAAAGAUAUUGACUUAACCAAGUCUUCUCCAGCACCAGUUGAUCCUUCUGAGCAAGACUAUGAUGAGAAAGCAGAUGAUGCUGUUGACUAUGAGGACAUUGAUGAAGAAUAUGAUGGACCUGAAGUUGAAGCAGCUACAGAAGAAGACCAUUUGCUAUCCAAGAAAGAUUACUUCUCCUCGAACACAGUGUUUGCUUCAGUCAAUACUAAAGCUUCAGUGUUUGAUGAGGAGAAUUAUGACGAGGAUGAAGAGCCACCCAAUGAUGAAGAACCAACCAAUAAUAAUGAGUUACCUAGUGAUAGUAAAGCUUCAGUGUUUGAUGAGGAGAAUUAUGACGAGGAUGAAGAACCACCAAAGAAGCACUCUUCAGUUGAGCAGCUAGACAUGUCACCCUCAAAUGGUAUCCCUACCACUGAAAUGAUGUCUGGUUCGUUAUCACCACGAGGGGAAAGUAUGGACAUUGAAUAUGAAGUUUGUCAGCAGGAUGAAGUUGAUACUGAAGAAGAUCAGCUCGAGUCUAAAUCUGCAACUUCCCUCCCCGUUUUAUGCAUAGAGGAUGGGAGUGUCAUCUUGAAAUUCUCUGAAAUUUUUGGCAUACAGGAGCCUGUAAGAAAACCCAAGACAGAUCACCAUAAGCGCCCAGUGAGUAAAGAAAUUCAUAUCACCUCUGACAUUGUUGAAGAUGACGAGGAAGUAUUCCUGCGGAGUACUAUUCAAGAUCUCUCGUAUUUGAAGCAUAUCAAGAUGAAUGAAGAUGUUGUCGAGAGUGACAGUGAUGACUUAAUUAGCAGUGACACUUUUAGGUUGAAAGACUCAUGUCUUUCUGAACAACCGAUGAAGGAUGCAUACAUAGAUUUCCCUUCUGCUCAGCAAUCUCCAGUUUGUCCUGAUUUUUAUCCGCUUGAACACGAAGAUUGGGAAAAUGGUAUCAUUUGGGGAAAUUCACCUGCAAAUGAAGGCCGGCAUUGUUUGAAAAGCAGCAUAAUAUCUGAAGAGAGCGGUGAUACUCAGGAGGAAGAGCAGGCUAAGGAUUAUGGUUAUGUAUCUGGGUGCUAUGAUGUACAGAGUAAAAAUAAUGAUUCUCCACUAAUAACAGAGCCUUUUGGCUGUACAGAAAUGCCUGCUUCAGCUAGUUACCAUUCCCCUGAGAACAGUUACCCUCUACUGAGAAAGGAGACUCCCCUGGAGAAGAAUAACUUAGACGAAAUAGAACCAAAUAAUAUAAAUGGAACAGCUAAAAUCAAUACUAUGAAGUGUUUGAACAACCUCUCUCUACUGAACAAGGAAUUGCUAGAAGGAUCUUGGUUGGACAACAUAAUUUGGGAUCCCACUGAGGAUACUCCGAAGCCUAAGCUAAUCUUUGACCUUAAAGAUGACCAGAUGCUUUUUGAGAUUCUAGAUGAAAAGAAUGGGGAUCACCUCCGCUCUCAUGCUCGUGCGAUGAUUGUUAGUCGGCCAAUGAAGGCAUCAGCAGUGGAAAAAUUUGACCAUAGCAACAAAGCAGUUACAUGGAGCGGCCAAUUCAACAUUUCCAAUGACAAUUUUUAUUCAAACAGGAAGAUGUCACAGCAAGCUAAAUCUCAUACUAAAAAGCGUUCUUCAAUGGGCAUAAAGGUGGCGCAUUCUGUUCCUGCACAGAAGCUGCAGACCAUGAAGCCAAAGUUGAGCAAUAAGGAAAUUGUCAACUUCCAUAGACCAAAAGCUAAAUGGUACCCCCAUGAAAAUAAACUUGCUGCCAAAUUGCAAGGAGAUGCUUGUAGUCAUGGGUCAAUGACUGUUAUAGUAAUGACUUUGGGAGGAAAAGGAGUGAAGCUUGUUGUCAAUGCAGAGGAAACUCCUCUAUCUGUCAAAUCAAAAGCUUCCAAGAAGUUAGAAUUCAGACCGUCUGAAAAGAUCAAAUUGUUCGGAUCUGGAAAAGAACUUCAGGAUGAUAUCUCCUUGGCUAUGCAAAAUGUGCGACCGAAGUCUAUUCUGCAUGUUGUUCGCACUGAAGUACAUCUAUGGCCAAAAGCACAGAAGUUGCCUGGCGAGGACAAGCCUCUACGUCCUCCUGGGGCAUUCAGGAAAAGAACUGACUUGUCCGUUAAGGAUGGACAUGUAUUUUUGAUGGAAUACUGUGAGGAGAGACCUCUACUACUUGCAAAUGCAGGAAUGGGUGCUCGACUCUGUACGUAUUAUCAGAAAACUUCACCCACUGAUCAGACAGCUACAUCCCUGCGAAGCAACAGUGAUGGACUUGGUACAGUGCUUGCUAUUGAGCCUGCUGACAAAUCUCCCUUUCUUGGAGAUAUACGUUCUGGGUCCCAUCAAUCAUGUCUCGAAACAAACAUGUAUAGAGCACCUACAUUUCCUCAUAAGGUAGCAUCUACCGAUUAUCUUUUGGUUCGUUCACCCAAAGGGAUGCUUUCUCUUCGUCGCAUUGACAAGCUAUAUGCUGUUGGCCAACAAGAACCUCAUAUGGAAGUAUUUUCACCAGGAACGAAAAAUAUGCAGAAUUAUCUUCUGAAUCGAAUUCUCGUAUAUGUAUAUCGUGAAUUCCGUGUUAGGGAGAUGCCUGGUGUUCCUUCUCAGAUUCGAGGAGAUGAAUUACCUAUCCAGCCUCCUCUGACCGAAGCUAUUGUGAAAAAACGAUUGAAGCACUGUGCAGACUUGAAGAAAUUACCCAGUGGACACACAAUCUGGAUACAGAGACCUGAUUUUCGGAUUCCAUCGGAGGAAGAACUCAGGAGACUAUUGACACCAGAAAUGGUCUGCUGUCAUGAGAGUAUGCAAGCUGGUCAGCAUCGUCUCAAGCGCUUAGGAAUCGAAAAGCUUACUCAGCCUGUGGGACUUGCUUCUGCAAUGAAUCAGCUUCCUGAUGAAGCAAUUGAGCUUGCUGCUGCAGCACAUAUUGAGAGAGAGUUGCAAAUCACAAGCUGGAACCUUACCAGCAAUUUUGUUGCUUGUACUAAUCAGGACAGAGAAAAUAUAGAAAGACUAGAAAUUACUGGAGUUGGUGAUCCAUCUGGCCGUGGGCUAGGAUUUAGCUAUGUGCGAGUAACACCAAAAGCACCUGUCUCCAAUUCAUCGCAUAAGAAAAAGUCAGCUGCCGCCAAAGGUACCACUGUUACUGGAACAGAUGCUGAUCUCCGCAGGUUGAGCAUGGAUGCGGCUCGAGAGUUGCUUCUCAAAUUUGGAGUCCCAGACGAGCAAAUUGAUAAAUUAACAAGGUGGCAUCGGAUUGCUAUGGUGAGGAAACUUUCGAGUGAGCAAGCAGCGUCAGGAAUUACUAUUGAUGAAAUUCCAGUCAGUAAGUUUGCACGUGGACAAAGGAUGUCUUUUCUGCAGCUUCAACAGCAAACCAAAGAGAAAUGUCAGGAAAUUUGGGACAGACAAAUUCAGUCACUUUCAGCUAUUGAAGGGGAUGAUAAUGGCAGUGAUACAGAAGCCCACAGUGAUCUCGACUCAUUUGCUGGGGAUCUUGAGAACUUGCUAGAUGCUGAAGAAUUUGAUGAUGAAGAUGCUGGCACAGCAGACAUGAGAAGUGAUAAAGCAGAUGGAAUGAGAGGGCUUAAAAUGAGAAGGUGCCCUACUCAAGCUCAGUCAAAUGAGGAAAUUCAAGAUGACGAAGCAGAAGCUGCUCUAGUAAAAAAAUUGCUUGAAGAUAGCGGUAAUGACCCAAAGAGGAAGAAGCAAUCUGUGGAUCUGGCAAAUUAUGGUACCUCUAUGUACAAUCAAGGUGCCAACAAAACGAAGCAGGGUAAGGCUGGGCAAAUGAUUAAAUCGUCCGGUUACGUCAGUGCAUUAUUGACCCCAAAGGAGGGCACUCCAAGAGGAGGGAAAGAGAUUGAAGAUUCUUUUACUGAAGGUGGCUUACCCUCAAAACUGAAAACGAAGCAGAUGGUUGAUGCAAAUGAUAUCAUUCUAGUUAAAAAGAAAAAUGUUCUAGGGAAGGAUGGGUUUAAGGAGAAGAGGCAGGGAGCAAGGGGCGACAGUCUCGUAUGCGGAGCUUGUGGCCAGCUUGGACACAUGCGGACAAACAAACUGUGCCCCAGGUAUGGGGAGGAUCCAGAAACCUUAGAAAUGGAUGCUCUUGAUGUAGUCAGCCAUGUUCAAGCAAAGACACAGGGCAAGAGGUUGGUGGCCAAGGUUUCAUCUGAAGUUCCUGAAACUGAAGGCCCAGAAAGCAUUGAAAAGAUCAAACCAGUAAAAUUCAGAUGCGGGGCACCAGAGAAAUUCUUGGAGAGGAACAUGUCAGUGGCAGGUUCUUUGGUUUCUGAUAAAAGCAUAAUGGAUGCUACAGAUUUGAGAUCUACUGGAAAGGUUAGCAAGAUUAAAAUAUGUAGUAAGGUUAAAUCUGAAGAUUAUCCUCUUGACACUCCUAAGCCGUCAGUUGUAAUACGGCCUCCUGCUGAAUCAGAGAAGGAUGUACCUCGUAAGAAGGUCAUUAUCAAGCAGCCUAAGGGGCAUGUAGACCUGCAAAGAGCUCUUGAAAUUAGUAGUAGUCAGGAACCCAAAAAGAUAAGGAAAAUUGCUGAAUUGUCAAGCUUUGAAAAGAAAAACAGAGAGGAUGAUCAUUUGUAUGCGGGAGAACCCAGCCAGAUGAAUUCCUCAACUGAUAGGUUGGGUCUGGAGGGUAACAGGAAAAACAAAGAAGUACUGGGAGGUGAUGAAUCCUGGAGAGCAUUUAAAGAGCAACGAGAGAGACAAGAACAAAGGCUAAUUGAAGCUAGGAUUUAUGAAGCAAAUAGGGAGGAAGAACUCCAGAAGGCAAAGAAGAAAAGCAAGAAAAAGAAAAAACAUGAAUUUCGAGAUGAUGAUGUUCUCGAUCACAGGCCAUACAGAAAUGAAAGAAAGGUACCCGAGAGAGAUCGAACAGCAAAGAGACGUACUCCAGCUGAUAUGACAGAAUUUGCACCAUCAGCUAAGCGGCGCAGAGGAGGAGAGGUUGAGCUCUCCAAUAUAUUGGAAAAGAUAGUUGACCUCCUGCGGGAAAACACUGCUAUAUCAUUACUAUUUCUUAAACCAGUGACAAAGAAAGUCGCUCCUGAUUACCAUGACAUAAUCCUGCGCCCAAUGGAUCUUGGUACCAUCAGGGACAAGGCGAGGAAGAUGGAAUACAAAAACAGGGAUGAGUUCAGGCAUGAUGUGGCCCAGAUAGCGGUGAAUGCACAUCUUUACAAUGAUGAAAGACAUCCUCACAUCCCUCCGCUAGCUGACCAGCUCUUGGAGAUGUGCGAUUAUCUUCUCGACGAAAGUGCAGAUGUGCUCGACGAUGCAGAAAGCGCGAUCGAGGCCUAGCGCAAUAACAAGAUAUGGCAUUUGCUAUAUCCCAACAUAGAUGCUGUAUUUGCUGAUCUGUAGGAGGGAGAGGAAAGAGCACACCUGUACAUUCUUUUUAGGUUCUGGCGAUCACAUUGGUUCCACAUGUGAUCCCAAUCCCCAACUAUUUUGCCUGGUUCUUCUUACUAGGCGUCAGCAGUUGGAAUGUACACAAGCUCUAGGUUAGUCAUUCAGGGGUCUGCUGUAACUAUCGGCCUUAUGCUGUAAAAAAUGUAGCAAAUAUAACUGUCUAUAUUCUGUUCUUGUAGCUGUAUACAUCCCAUGUGAAUGGGUUUGAAUCAUAUAGAUAAGAGAUGAGAGGUCAAGGCACAUGCCUAGAUGCACCUGUUUAACCUAGUCUAAGCUAAUUCAUCGGUGAGCUAGCUUCCGGUACUCGUCCAGGGGUUGUUGCACUGCAGCCUGAACUGUUAACCUGAAAUGAUUGAAAAGGUUCUUGCUUGGUCAUAGGACUACCUACAGACGCCGAAAGUCAGAGCAUGUGAGUUUAUCAUGUACAAGUUGGUUACCUGCUUGUGUAUAUAACUCUAUGUGAGUUGUUGAAUGAUGUAUAAUCCUUUGAAUGAAGACUCUGUCAUUGCCUCA